AUGCUCGAUCAACAAGCCCUCGAAGUAUUCCGCCUGUGCAUCGAGCUACCAAGCGAGACGUGGGACGAGGCUAACAGGCAAAGCGUGACCGUAGGCAAUCUACUCUACUCCAUGCUCGUGGGCGCCGCAACAUGGAGUGGCGUUACCUCAGUCCUGCCAGACAUCGCACGAGCGCUAGGUGACCUCCAUCGGCACCUGACCAAAUUUGACGUGCUCGUCAUUUCCAACGGGGCGAAGGACGCCGAUGCGUACCUCCUUCACGUCGCAAGGCUAGCUGGGGUUGGCGGCCGGGUGGUUAACCUGGGCGCUCUUGCCGGCGGUUAUAUGUCGCCGUUUUUCUCUGGAGCGACCGCUCUCAUCGGGCCAUCGCAAUUCGUCGCACACAAUCCGGCGGUCCACCGGCACACUGGGGGGCUGCCGGUCAAGGUCUGCCAUCCAGUGAUGGAUGCCGCCCGGCUUCUUGAUGCUGCUCAAGCGUGUCGCACUGCUGGCGCACAGACACCAGACGCCCGCGGGCAGGCGAGAGAGCUCCGCGAAUACGGUGCGAUGAGUGAGGGUGCAACAUAUGCAGCUUGCUCUAGCAAUCUUCCGCCCGCAAGGUUUAUCUUGGUCGGGCGAGUGUCGAGCGAGAAGACGCCUGGGAUGUUCCUGCGUGCCAUGGCGGUUCUUCGGAAGAGAUGGAUGGAAGGGCCACGACGGAGAAGUCAGCCAGAAGGAGUCGUGGUAGGAAACGGCCCGCUUCAAAAUCACAUGGAAAGGCUCGCAUUGGACCUCGACGCAAACGUUAUGUUUAAGGGGUUCCUUUCGGUCGACGCCGUUCCUUGCGAAGUUCAACGGGCGACGGCUCUCGUGUUGCCCUCAACUUGUUCAGAGACAUUCGGGAUGGUGGUACCCGAGGCGAUGCUUCUCGGUGUGCCGGUAGUCACGUUCGGCUUUGGAGGCAGCGGCGAGCUGGUAAGCCAUAUGGAGAACGGCAUGCUGGUCGCGGAAGCCACACCAAAGGCGCUGGCAGACGCCCUCGAGCUCUUAGCGACGGACACUGCUAUGAGAAAUCGCUUAGGGGCGCAAGCUAGACAAGACGCUCUUCGAGUACUUUCUCUGCCGGAAAUGGUGGCUUGCCACACAGACGAAUUUGCAUCUCCCACCAAGCGUUGAGGUGGAGGUUGGACGCUGACGGUAGAGGGUUGUGUAACUUUAAAUGAGCAGACCAUUUGCCCAUCGAACAGAGCCAGGCAUUGUCUAAACAGCGAUGCGUGGCUGCACAAGUUCAAUUUGGUAAUGCUCCACCCCCUGCACGCCCUAUCAUUUGGUUGGAACCUCCGGAACUCUUGACAAACAUGCGUCCUAUAACUGCUGUGGUGUGUUGUACGGACAGCGAACAACACCAGUCGCACACACUUUUCCUUACUCAUGUCACGUCUCCCAACGUUCUGUUGCUCCAUGACAACAAGCAUUGUUUGCUUCUUCAAGAACAUUUAUGGUGAUUGAUUGUCGAUCGUCGUUACAUUGGCAGUUCAAUUAAGCAUCACGGUGCCCUCAUGACGCACGUCAGCGUGCCGCUAUAAACUUGCACAUGAGGGGCACGGCGGCGCCUCCCGAGAAAUGCCAUGAUUUGCGCCCUGAAGAACAUCAAGAAGCACGAUGAGACCCGUAAGCGCAAAACAAAUUAUUGCGUAUGGGGGUCGUAUCCAACCAUGCCACCCUGUUGACAAGGAGUCCUGUGCAACUUGUCGCCUCUCCGCUGUUGUUUACGAAGGCUGGUCGUUUGCCCACGCCUCUCGCACUCAACCCUUGCACAGGUAACAGUGUACACAGAACGCCGCGCGUUUCGCGCAGACUCUUAACCGGCGGUGGUACAUUUUGCGAAACGCCUAAGGGCACCCCGCGAGGAUGCAGACUCUUCCCAGAAACCGCGGAAACGCGUGAAAUUUGAGUAUUCGGGGUACCGGCGUUUUAACUUUAGGCAUUGUUGCGACCUCGAGGUCGGUUCAAGCUCCGAUUGCGGAAUGCUUGCGUCGAGGAUGCAAGGCAGCUGAUCCAACAAGUUCUGGGUGCCCGCCGUUUUCGAAACAAGGCUUUGCGAUUAAAUUCGGUCCGCCUUGAAACCGGCCUCAGCCCAAAAAAGGAUGGCGAGAGCCGUGAGCACUGCUCACGUCACCAGUGUGUGAAAUGAAAGGUGAGGUGCGCUGAAGCACUCGAUGGUGGCAAGAAUCUCUCGCCAGAGCAACACACGGAUCGAUGCUUGCUACGCACCGCACGGGGGCUGCAAAGGCCUGCCUCAAGAAUGGCGGCUCUCAACAGUGCCCCAAAUCAAGUGGUUUUGGCAUGCACAUUCAAUCAUUUCGCCUCGGGAGCUUGCGGGAAUCCUAACUCACCAUGCUACUCUCAAGCUGUAAGCUGUAAUUGCAUCGAUGGAACCCCCAAAAUUCAGGCGUUUCCAUUUGUUUCUAUUUCGAACCAGAGGCUUGCACCCUCCGAGGAUUACCCUUAUACGACGACUUGAUGCCUCAAAGUGACGCGGCACGUUUCAACCACGGCGGUCCUUAGUUCCA
This is a messenger RNA of Ectocarpus siliculosus, 2552 nucleotides long. The record is from the annotation of a GenBank genome assembly. NCBI's taxonomy places the organism in Eukaryota, Phaeophyceae, Ectocarpales, Ectocarpaceae.